This is a messenger RNA of Talaromyces stipitatus ATCC 10500, 252 nucleotides long. RefSeq lists its product as uncharacterized. Bases 1 to 252 code for a protein of 83 amino acids. Lineage: Eukaryota; Fungi; Ascomycota; Eurotiomycetes; Eurotiales; Trichocomaceae. The record is from RefSeq and is a predicted model, not a curated record. The transcript has 2 exons.
AUGGCUCAAGCUCCGUUAAAAAAGGCAAAGUCCACUACCGCCAAAAAAUCAUCCUCAAAAGUCGGUCCUCGUGUAAUCGCACCGAAGAAGGCCGCGCUUGCCAAACAGCGCAAGACCAUGAAGAAGCUUUCAUCCGGCUUGAUCAAUAAAACCGAAAGAAGUCUGGCGGAACGUGCGGGGCAUUUGGAGCUGUUGGCGAAUGUGAAGAAGGAGAAGAUGAAGGAGAAAAGGGCUGAAUAUAAGAAGAAAUGA